Fundulus heteroclitus (mummichog) is the source of this 732-nucleotide messenger RNA. RefSeq names its product ribonuclease, RNase K b (gene rnasekb). The coding region runs from base 129 to 434 and encodes 101 amino acids. The transcript has 3 exons. Lineage: Eukaryota; Metazoa; Chordata; Actinopteri; Cyprinodontiformes; Fundulidae. The record is from RefSeq and is a predicted model, not a curated record. Gene Ontology annotation, molecular function: RNA endonuclease activity.
ACAGCCGAGCGCCGAGUGUCAGCUGACUGCGACAGUCCGUCCUUCAAUGGAUCGUUUCUGAUUUGUUUCGAUAGUCAGACGGAAAAAUCCGAUUUAUCCCCUUGAUCGACUGGUAGGUGAACGCGGACAUGCCGUCGCUUCUGUUCUGCGGGCCGAAGAUGGCCGCCUGCGGGAUGGUGAUCAGCAUCUGGGGGGUCAUCAUGCUGGCCAUGUUGGGGAUUUUCUUCAGCGCCAAGUCGGCCGUCCUCAUCGAAGACGUCCCGUUCACUGAGGAGGACAUCCGCAACGAUAAGAACCCGCCUCAGAACAUCUACUCGCUCUACAACCAGGUGGGCAUCAACUGCUUCAUCGCCGCCGGCGUCUACGUGGCGGUGGGCGCCGUCUCCCUCUGCCAGGUGCGCCUCAACAAGCGCCAGGAGUACAUGGUGACAUAGAGAGGAGGGCGCCGGCCUGACCUCCGACCCCUGACGACCGUUCACCACCAGACCUGCGGCCUCGGCCCUGAUUGGUCCCACAUCACCCAGGGGGCGGAGUCAGGCUCUACCUGGAUAUUUAUUACCUGUUAAUUGUGUUUACUGUUGUUGGAUGAAGUGUUGCAUCGUUGCUCCUGUUGAAAGAGACCAAACGUUCCAGAUUUCUGUCCCAGGCUGACGAGGAGACGUCGUCCCUGAAGAGUUGUGCUGGUGUUCACACCCUGCUGCUGGACGCCCUUACAAUAAAGUGUGGAUGUGA